This is a messenger RNA of Rhizophagus irregularis DAOM 181602=DAOM 197198, 1545 nucleotides long. RefSeq lists its product as uncharacterized. The record is from RefSeq and is a predicted model, not a curated record. Lineage: Eukaryota; Fungi; Glomeromycota; Glomeromycetes; Glomerales; Glomeraceae.
AUGGAUUCAAAACAUGAUUUAAAUAAUGAUAGGGUUCCAGUAUUGGUUUUUGUUGUUGAAAAUAAUGCUGGUUCUGGAACACCACUUGCUUUUGCAAUAAAAAAAAAUAUUCCAUGUGAUUGGGAUGAUUGUGAACAUAAAUGGAAUUACGUUAAUUUACCAAAUAGAAUGGAAUUUGAAAGAGUAAGAGAAUGUAAUUCUUUUAAUUGGAAUCCUUUCAUUAUGACUGAUAAACACAGGCCAUCUAAAAUUGCUGUAACAAAUAUUUUACGUGGAACUAUACUGUGUUGGUUUCAUAUAAUGCAAACAAUUGGAGAAAAUUUUAAUCAAUGGAAUAUUCCAUGGUCAUUACGAUAUCCUUUAGCAUUAGCAUUUAAAAUUAUUGGCCGAAGUAGAACUGAAAAUAAAUCCAAGGAGCUUGGUUUACUUUAUCAGAAUUUUGUUAACUCACUAAAAUUACCAAAUAAUAUCAAACAAAAAUUAAUAGCUGAUUUAAACCAAAAUUGGUUAUGUGAUGAAUGGAGAUUAUCUUUUAUUAAUGCUGGACGUAUUUUACAAAAUUUUGAAUGCAUAAUGACUACAAAUAAUUUUACAGAAAGAUUAAAUCGAACAAUAGAAGCAAAUUAUAGUGGAAUUCAAACAGUUGUACAUUUUGUUGAACGAUUAUAUGGAGUGAAAUUAAAGCGAGAAAAUAUAACUGAAAAUACAGGACAAAUGCAAUUUGAAGCAGGCUUAGCAACACUGUUUGAUAUGAAAUCAGUUGAAGAAGAAAAUUGUCCAAAAAAAUUAUCAUCUGAUAAGUUUCGAAGACUUAAUCACGGAAGGCUUUAUUUUUUGCUGGAGUUUGUUGAACCUUCAAAUCAUUCAGAUUAUUUUUAUGUUCGAAAGUCUGAUAAUUCCCAAAUAUUUGAAUCACCAUAUAAUGGAAAAUAUGUUGAGUUAAAUAAGGGAGCAAUAGACAGUUUAAAACCUUUAUUUAAAAAAUUAGAACAAAAACAUUUGGAUAAAGCUCUGUGUAGAAAGGGAUAUUAUUUGACAAAUAUUUUGACAGGUGAAUGUAUGGUUUGUUACGAUUAUAUCUGGAAUGGGCCUUUUCAGGAUGUUUGCAAACAUGUUCAUGCAGCACGCCUUUUUCAUGAAGCAAAUCUACAUUUAAACAAGGAAUUAUUUGUUAGACAAACAAAAGAAAAAUUUGUCACUUAUUUUAAAAGUAAAGAAAAAGUGGUUGCUGCUGAAAACAAAAAUAGAUUAAUUUACGAAGAAGACACUGAUAUAGCAUAUAAUGAAAUAAUCAGACUUUAUUAUUUACAAGGAGGAUCAGUCUUUUUACCAAGGAAUAACAUUUCUGAACGCAAUUCAGAUCCUUUUAAACCACCAGAAUUGAGUAAACGUGAUACUUCUAAUAAAGGGGUUCCACCAAAAGUUAUGGCAAAACUGCGUAAACCAUCACGAAUUCUUCAAACCCUUCAAUCAAAUUCUAAUAAUGAACCCGACUCAUCUGCUUCAGAAAAAAGAAACACUAAAAGAAUAAGAAAAAAUAUCUGA